AUGCGGCGAGAUACAACAUCGCCUACCGCGGGGCUUGCAAAUCUUUUGACCUGCUCGGGCACUGCGCGAGGAAACUUUACAUGCAGCAAAGAGGUCGAUGGUAAAACCGCCUGCGAGGAGAAUUUGGAAACGUGGCAUUGGAUUGGAGAUUCUGGUGUCAAUGUGACGACGGGCCAGAAUGCCAUCUCGUUACCCUCGCCAAUUGAUGAGCCCCCCAGCUCGACAACUCAAGUGGCUAGUGUCUCAUCUCAAACAUCUCUGGAGCCCUCGAGUCUCUCGGGGGCAAAAUCUACAUCCAUCGGUACAACAACAACCUCAAUUGGUUCCUCAUUCACCCCAGCUUCAUCCAAUGUCUCGAUACAAGCCUCUGCAACAGCUUCGGACAGCACCCCACCCCUCUCCAAGUCAAGUUUUACCCUCGAGAUUGGUCUUGGCGUGGGUCUGGGUGUGCCCUUGAUAAUACUUGCGUCGGUACUAGCGUUCUUUUGUAUCCGAGGCCGACGCCAGAUCAAUGCUCGUAGCAGUUCGCACGGUAGCACGAUCUUCUAUCCUUCGGGCCAUGUGGUGAGGGUCAGAGAAGCAGGCUAUGGUCCUCAAGAAUUGGGUGCACAAAAGUAUAUCCCGGAGCUAUACGGAUGA
Penicillium oxalicum is the source of this 639-nucleotide messenger RNA. RefSeq lists its product as uncharacterized. NCBI's taxonomy places the organism in Eukaryota, Fungi, Ascomycota, Eurotiomycetes, Eurotiales, Aspergillaceae. The record is from RefSeq and is a predicted model, not a curated record. The transcript is spliced from 2 exons. Bases 1 to 639 code for a protein of 212 amino acids.